Artibeus jamaicensis (Jamaican fruit-eating bat) is the source of this 2649-nucleotide messenger RNA. RefSeq names its product growth arrest specific 2 like 2 (gene GAS2L2). The record is from RefSeq and is a predicted model, not a curated record. Gene Ontology annotation, biological process: regulation of microtubule polymerization or depolymerization; actin crosslink formation; microtubule bundle formation. Gene Ontology annotation, cellular component: microtubule plus-end; stress fiber; actin filament. Gene Ontology annotation, molecular function: cytoskeletal adaptor activity; microtubule binding; actin filament binding. The coding region runs from base 1 to 2649 and encodes 882 amino acids. Lineage: Eukaryota; Metazoa; Chordata; Mammalia; Chiroptera; Phyllostomidae. The transcript is spliced from 6 exons.
AUGCCCACCUCCUCCCCUGCCAAGGGACAAGCCACGUCCCAGCCUGGGGGACGGGGGAGGAGGCCCGGGCCCCCUGGGCCGCCAGUGUGCAGCAUCCGGCCCUUUAAGUCCAGUGAGCAUUACCUGGAAGCCAUGAAGGAGGACCUGGCGGAGUGGCUUCGGGAUCUCUACGGGCUGGACAUCGAUGCGGCCAACUUCCUGCAGGUGCUGGAGACGGGCCUGGUGCUGUGCCGGCACGCCAACGCCGUCACCGAGGCUGCCCUGGCCUUCCUGGCUGAGGCGCCAGCCCGAGCCCGAAGGACCCGCAUGCCUCGGGCUGGGGUCUCCUGCAACGGGGCCGCCCAGCCGGGCACCUUCCAGGCCCGGGACAACAUCUCCAACUUCAUCCAGUGGUGUCGCAAGGAGAUGGGCAUUCAAGAGGUGUUGAUGUUCGAGACGGAGGACCUGGUGCGGCGCAAGAACGUGAAGAACGUGGUGCUGUGCUUGCUGGAGCUGGGCCGCCGGGCCUGGCGCUUCGGGGUCGCAGCGCCCACCCUGGUGCAUCUGGAGAACGAGAUCGACGAGGAGCUGCGGCAGGAGCUGGCCCUGCCCCCGCCGGACCCCCGGCCGCCCGCGCCCCCCAGGCGGCGGCCCUGCCACUUCCGAAACCUUGACCAGAUGGUUCAGAGCCUCGUCAGCCACUGCACGUGCCCAGUUCAGUUCUCCAUGGUCAAGGUGUCUGAGGGGAAGUACCAGGUGGGCGACUCCAACACCCUCAUUUUUAUCCGGGUCCUCCGGAACCACGUGAUGGUGCGUGUUGGGGGCGGCUGGGACACGCUCAGCCAUUACCUGGACAAACACGACCCCUGCCGGUGUACGUCCCUGUCACACAAGCCAGGCAGCUCUCCGAAGGCCCGGGGGUCGCCGGUGCAGCACGAAGUGAGGGUGCAGGACGAGCCGUCCCAGCCACAGCCCACGAUGACCGUCAGCCGCUCCCAGAGCCCACCGCCCCCUGUGGACUGGAAGACGUACACCUCUUCGAGCCAAAAACUGAGGCCCCCUGCCUCCUCGCCCAGACCCCACAGUGCAUGGGGAGCAGGGGCAGGAGGCCCCCGAGAGACAGCACCAUUCCUGAGGUGCCAGCAGAAGCCAUCUCGGGAGCGCCUGUCAGUUGGGGACAGUCUACACAGCCCCCAAUCCUCACCCACCCCUAGGGGACGAGACCUACAAUGCCCCUCUUCAGGGAAGAGGGAGGGCAGAUACCCCUCUGAACUCCCCAGGGGGAGGACUCCUACAUCUUGGAUUCAUGAGGAGACAGACAGCUGGGGAACCCCUUCCACGGUCCCCACCCCACAGCAACCUGGAGCUCCUGAGGCCCCGGCCCAAGGGACACCAGCAAGAGGACCAUCUCCCCCGCCUCGUUACUCCAGUUUUGCCACGCCCAUGGGCCCCAGGCAGCCGCCCCAGGGUGAAGCUGAGGGUGCCUCCUCCCAGCUCAGGGAGCCAGCCUCUGUCCGUUCUCCAUCCCCUGGUAAAGGGCCCACCAAGACCCCUGUCCAGCUGCCUCAUGCCCAACCGCCUACUCCAGGAGGAAGCUUCCCGGGUACUGCAAGCAGAGGUCCCAUGACAGAAUCAGGGAGAAGCUCUGUUGCUCAAAGAGUCGUCACUGGAGUCUUGGCUGGGUCCGGACAUGGGGACUGCUCUGUGGGAAGGAGGCAAGAGGCCCAGAAGCCAGAUCCCUGGGUGAUGGCAGAAGCUGGAGAGUCCUGGGGCCUGGCCCCACAGAAGCAGGAGAGGAGGUGCACUUCUCCGACCUUGGAUGGGACCAAGGAGCAAGCUGUCUACCAUGGCCUUGAGGAGGAGCUUUUGGCUGAUGAGAAGCUGCUAGAGGUGGGGACUGCUAGUCCCCAGGGCCCAGGGUCCGGACUCAUCCCUCGCAGUGGAGUCUAUGUCCGCAGCCUGGGUGUGCGGUGGCCUGAGCCUGGGGGUCCUUAUGACAAAGUCAUCCAAGAACUGGCUCAGGGACCCCCACCCCUUAAUAAAGUCGACAUGGCGGCCUGGAAGGCUGCCUGUACCAGCUCCCCUAAGCUGGCUGUUACUACAGGCCCAGGAAGCCCAGGAGGGCAGCUGGGAGACAGAGAGAGUGCGCCAAGGACAAAGGCAGCCGUGAGCGUCUGGGGCACCAAGACCAGGAAGGUCCCGGCUCCAGGAGGGCCAGACUGCUCAGGCCCGACUCUGCCUGCCAGCCUGGAGGCCCCCGCACCUUCGCCCCCGGACCCGAAUUCCGACCAAGCCAAGGCAUGUCCAGGCAAGGGCAAGAGAACACUCCGGAAGCCCCAGAGAGUGCCAUCUAUUUACAAACUGAAGCUGAGGCCCAGAAUCCGGCCCCGGAGAGACCACAGGCCUGAGAAGCAGCCUUCACGAAUCCCCAAGCCCCUGCCCCACCUCUGCCUGGGUCCCACCAGGGCGCCCCCUAGGGGCAGGCUGGAGAGAGCGUCGGCGCUGGGUGCAGAGGGAGGGGAGGCGGUCCGGGUGGGUGGAGCCCGGGCGGGGGAGCGGGAGGAGGGUGAGCCCUCGGCUCCGAGGGAGGGCAGGGCCCAACCUUCGGGCCCGGGACCCGGGCAGCCUGACCGAGUCCCACGCCCUCCUGAGGAGGAGUCCUGGGUCUAA